GCCAGCCUCGAAACAAAGAUAGAGUUAAUAGAAAUAUUCUACCAUUUCUAUGAACGAAUCUUCUUUCCAGUAGGAUAAAGCCAGUCAGCCCAAUUCAGGGUCUUCUCGAAUUCCCAGAAAUUAAGGCAGCUUUCGAGUGGCGUCUCUCCCAGCUCUGUUACGCUUUUCACCCCGCCUUCGCUCUUCGAGUCGCAUUUUGCCAUUGGGUUUUACUACAAACUAACUUAACAUUCAUUAUCCAUUAUGUCGGACAAUAAGCUCGAGGCUGCUGAGCCGCAAGUGGCAGCACCCGCCCCUACCAACGACGAGGUUAAGCCUCCUAUCGCAGAUCAGGAUAUCAAAACUGAGCCUGCUACCGCAGACGAGCAGAUUAAGUCUGAGGCCAAGGCCAAGGAAGAAGAGGAUACCGCAAAGGCCAACAGCACCGAGAAGAGUGGGAAGGGAAGCGCCAAUGGACCCAGAUUUUAUGAGAAUGGGGUGUUGAAGACAACCGCCCAACAAAUCGAAGGAGCCAGUAACAGCAGAUACGAUCCUUCUAUUCUUGAGACGACCGACGAUGCAGCCAAGAUCCGUGGUCAGGUCGAAUUCUAUUUCAGCGAUUCAAAUCUACCACAGGACAAACACAUGAUGAAACUUACCGAAGGGAGCACUAACAAACCUGUCCCACUUAAGGAUAUCCAUGCAUUCGGACGUAUGAGACGAUUCCAACCAUAUUCCGCAAUUGUUUCCGCACUGAGAGAAAGCAAAUUCCUCAAUGUUACUGGGGAAGAAGGCGCUGAGAUGAUCAGCCGGAAAAUCGCAUACGACCCUACAACCCCAAGAUCCAAGACCGAGGCUAGAUCAGUCUAUGUCAAAGGCUUUGGCGACGAAGAGCCUAGCUCGCAGUUCGAUAUUGAAGCUUUCUUCUCUCAAUUCGGCUCUACCAACGCUGUCCGUCUCCGUCGUACUGAUCAAAAGCUGUUCAAGGGCUCCGUCUUCGUCGAGUUUAGCGAUGAAGAGACUGCGCAGAAGUUCCUUGCCCUUGACCCCAAGCCUCUAUGGAAGGGGAAGCACAUUCUCCAGAUUAUGUCAAAGAAGGCGUACCAAGAUCUGAAGGACCAGGAGAUUCGAGAGGGCAAGGUCCAACCAAGCGAGUCUUGGGGACCAAGAGGCCGUGGAAAAGGAAGAGGUGGGGGACGAGGAGGUCGUGGACCCAGAAAUGAUCGUGGUGACCGUGACAAGGGUGAUCGCGAUCCUAAUGAUUGGAAGAAGCGACGGGAGGACGACCGCGCCAAUGGAUUUAAGGAUAAUCGAGGCGGCAAAAACAAUCGGGGUCAGAGAGGGGGACGCCGUGGACGUCGUGAUGACAGAGGGCCCCGCAACAAUGACCGAAAUGAGGAGCGUGCUGAGAAGAAUGGUGACGAACCCAAAGCUAAGGAGGAGGCGCCUGAAAGGGUCGAGAACGAGAAGAAACGCGCACGCGAGGACGACGGCGCCGAGGAGAAGCCAGCAAAGAAAGUUGAUAACAAGUCUGAAGUUCCAGCCGAAACCUCAUGAUACCCCAGAGCUUACGUUUCUUUUGAAAUUCCUUUAACGGCAUGUUUCACACGGGUUUCUCAUGCAUUGUUCAAGGGGUGUAUCAUCCGGCGUUUUAUCUGGGGAGGAACAAGUGUCGGGAGAUAAAUAACGGGACCUUCUGCAUUUCUGUCUCUUUUGCUGUGUGUCUGCGCUUAGCUCUACUCUUUGUUGUGCACUUUGGCAUACAAAGAGGAAUUUAUAUAUCGCAGCGUUGUUGUUGUGGGUAUGAUGGAGCAAAAAGCAGGGUAUCUACAAUCAUAGACCAAAUUUGAGGCACAUUGGAGCCAUAUUGCAAUUCUUCC
This is a messenger RNA of Amorphotheca resinae ATCC 22711, 1859 nucleotides long. RefSeq lists its product as hypothetical. Lineage: Eukaryota; Fungi; Ascomycota; Leotiomycetes; Helotiales; Amorphothecaceae. Gene Ontology annotation, biological process: RNA processing. Gene Ontology annotation, molecular function: mRNA binding. Bases 244 to 1536 code for a protein of 430 amino acids. Gene Ontology annotation, cellular component: nucleus. The record is from RefSeq and is a predicted model, not a curated record. The transcript has 4 exons.